ACUAGUAGAGAAGAGGAAGAAAAGAAAGUGCUAAUAUGCCGCCAAUUUGCCAAAUGAUUCAAAGAAUGUGCAAAAAAGUACACACGUGUAACAAUCGAUUUUUACAUUAAUAGCAAUUUUAGAUCAGAAAUUUGCAAAAAUUAAAUCCUAGCAAUGGUCAGAACAUCAGGGGGAAUUAGAAUAAGUGCUGGAAAGUCAUCCAAGAAAAGCGGAGGUGGUGGAACUAGUAGUGGAGGCAGCCGAUCCACAUCUACCCCAAGUGGGAAAUCUAGUGGAAGUAACCGUCUCCCACCAAUACCACACUGUGAGGCACCAUCAUGGCAGAAGCCAAUCACAAAUUUUUUUAUUUCUGAUGCUGGCUCCUCAAAGAAUGGGGAUGCAGAGAUAGGUUCAAAUGAAGAAGAUGCUGGGUAUAGCAGCAAAAAUACAGACGAAAUAGUUGAAAAAAGUGAGAUACGGGAGAAAGAUAGCAAUAAAAUAGAGGAUGAGCAAUUACCUGAGAAAAGCGGAAAGCAAGAAGAAAAAGGCAAGGAAAAUGAGGAUAGCAAUAUUUCAAGCUAAAAGUUGGUUAUAAUAGUUUGUAAACAUUUCUAAUUUAUGACUAAAUUUUUGUUUGUCAAGAUUUUUUAAUAAAAUUUACUAUUCAUAUGGUUAUGGUUUAAACUAAA
Molecule: messenger RNA, 668 nt
Organism: Anoplophora glabripennis (Asian longhorned beetle)
Lineage: Eukaryota; Metazoa; Arthropoda; Insecta; Coleoptera; Cerambycidae
Product: PCNA-associated factor-like
Exons: 3
Coding region: 154-561 (135 amino acids)
Source: RefSeq, a predicted model, not a curated record